AUGGCAAUAGUCUCUCUUGCGCCAAGACACAUCCAUGCCAUAGCGCCUUCUGCAAUCGCCCUCAACAAACCAGCAGCUUCAGUGCAGGCGGCAAGUACUGACAAUGGGGGCCUGGUGACCGAAGGUGUAGCCACGCUCGAUGGGUUGAACCUUGAUGCGAUAGCAGAGGGUCGGUCCGCAGAGUCCCUCAUUUCCACGUCUAUCCCACAGACCAAUUGGGUCGCUACAGCCGAUAUUUAUCAGCCUGGUUUCCCUCCUUCCAACGUCCUGGACGGCAAUCUGAACACAUUUUGGCAUACGACUUAUACCGUUGGGCUACCGUCUUCAGCUAUGAGUGGAGCUUCCCUACCACACGCGCUGACCAUCGACAUGGGCCAGACUUAUCUAAUUAACAGCAUUGCGUAUAUACCACGCCAGGAUGGUCCAAGCAACGGCAAUAUCGGGGAGCACCAGAUAGUUCUGAGUGUAGACAAUGGCACUUGGACUCCAGUUGCGUUGGGCACAUAUCAGGACAGCAAUAGCACCAAAACGACAAUAUUCGAAGCCUCUUAUGCCCGAUAUGUCAGAAUCAUUGCCCUAACAGAGGCGGGAAGCCGAGGGCCUUGGACUAGUUGUGCAUCCUUCAAUAUCUUCGAGACCAGCACGCCUUCCCCAGCCUCAGGCGAGGGAGAGUGGAGUCCUACCAUAGACUUUCCCCUUGUCCCCGUCUCCGCAGCAAUUGACUAUAGUUCUGGAAACAUCCUUGUGUGGUCAUCGUGGGCUGCCAGUACCUUCGCUGGAAGCGCCGGCAAGAAUACGCUCACUGCCACGUACAAUAUGACCACAGGACUAGUUUCCCAGCGGAACAUUUCCAAUACAGACCACGACAUGUUUUGUGAAGGCCUCUCUCUAGACGCCAAGGGUCGAGUCGUUGCAACAGGUGGUAAUGAUGCUGCCAAAACGAGUAUAUAUGAUCCAGAAAUGAGUUCAUGGACAGCAGAAGGACAUAUGAAGAUCCCUCGCGGCUAUCAAUCUAUGGUCACACUCUCCAACGGCAAUCUUUUUACGAUCGGUGGGUCCUGGAGUGGGAACGAGGGCGGCAAGAAUGGGGAAAUCUACAACCCAUCAACGAAUAAUUGGACCCUAGUUCCUGGUGCACCAGUUGCUCCUAUGUUGACCAACGAUGCGCAGCUCGUAUACCGUGCUGAUAACCAUGGAAUGCUCUUUGCUUGGAAGGGUGCAUCGAUCUUCCAGGCAGGACCGAGCAAAGCUAUGAAUUGGUAUGGCACCAAUGGAACGGGCAGCCAGGUAGCGGCGGGGGAUCGCGCUGAUGGCGACGCCAUGUGCGGAAACGCGGUCAUGUAUGAUGCUACGGCAGGAAAAAUUCUGGUAGUCGGUGGGGCAAUUGAUUACCAAGGCGCCAAUGCGACGGCAAAUGCCAGUAUCAUCACGAUCGGUACCGCGAUGAGUGCAGCCACCGUCCAGACAAUCAGCCCAAUGUCUUACCCAAGAAUCUUCGCCAACGCGGUUGUACUUCCCACAGGAGCAAUUUUCAUCUCGGGUGGCCAAGAAUAUGGUAUUCCCUUUUCUGACAACGGCAGCCAGCUUCAACCGGAAAUGUGGGACCCUGUGUCUACCAAUUUCACAAAACUCGCACCCCAGGCCAUACCGCGUAACUACCACUCAAUCGGGAUCCUCCUACCGGACGCCACUAUCCUAUCCGCCGGGGGUGGCCUGUGCGGAGCCUGUGCGACAAAUCACUACGACGGCCAGAUCUACAGCCCCAGCUACCUGUUCAACCCCAACGGCAGCCGGGCCAUCAGACCGGUCGUAGAAUCAGCUCCCUCUCAAGUCAGCGUCGGCGGAACUCUGAUAGCGACCACAGACUCGCCAGUCACCGCUUGGGCCAUGCUUAGACUCGGCGCGACAACGCAUACCGUGAACACGGACCAGCGGCGUAUCCCGUUGAACGCCACCGCCAACGGCACCACUUACACCAUGACGUUGCCCCUCGAUCCGGGCGUUUUGAUCCCCGGCUAUUACUAUCUGUUCGCGAUGGGUGCGGGGGUUCCCAGUCUGGCGAGGUUCGUGUCGGUCCCUGUGCCUUGA
This is a messenger RNA of Letharia lupina, 2088 nucleotides long. RefSeq lists its product as uncharacterized. Gene Ontology annotation, molecular function: protein binding. NCBI's taxonomy places the organism in Eukaryota, Fungi, Ascomycota, Lecanoromycetes, Lecanorales, Parmeliaceae. The record is from RefSeq and is a predicted model, not a curated record. The coding region runs from base 1 to 2088 and encodes 695 amino acids. The transcript has 10 exons.